Messenger RNA from Tricharina praecox, 380 nucleotides. RefSeq lists its product as uncharacterized. The record is from RefSeq and is a predicted model, not a curated record. The coding region runs from base 114 to 332 and encodes 72 amino acids. Lineage: Eukaryota; Fungi; Ascomycota; Pezizomycetes; Pezizales; Pyronemataceae. The transcript has a single exon.
AGUCUUGGACCGUCCGCAUCGCCGUAUGCCCUCCUCCACAUCCUCUUCCUCCUGCCUAUCUCAAACCAGGAUGACAGACUGAUUAACGUGGGAGUACGCAGUUCGCGAUCGGAAUGUUCCUCAUCUUUCCCGGAUUGCUCUACGUGCUCUACGACUGCCUCCUCUACGUCGUGAGGUCGCUCGUGUACACGGGUGCCACUGCUAAGGCGGCUCGGGGGCCGGACGGGAGGGGGAGGGGGAGGGGGAGUGUUGCGAGCUUGAGCGACGGAGAGGAUGGGGAGGACGACGAGGAGGAUGAGAAGAAGGAAAAGCAGGUGACGGCGGCGGCGUGAUCGAUACCCCUUUGCAUCAUUGGUUCGGGCUUUUGGGAGGGCAUGGGA